AACUAACACCUGAUUUAUCCACUUUGGUUUCUCUCAUUCUUAAGUCUCUCUUUCUCUCUUCUCUUCUUCAAAACUAAACUAUCAUCAAGAACUCUCUUCCUCAUCCUCCUUCUUCCUUUAAUUUGUCCCUCUCUAUCUCUCUCUCAAUUGGGGGGAAAAAAAGAAGAAGAUCAAGAUGGAAAUGGAGUCAUGUGUUCCUCCAGGUUUUAGAUUUCAUCCAACAGAGGAAGAACUUGUUGGAUACUACCUCAAGAGAAAGAUUAACUCCCUCAAGAUUGAUCUUGAUGUCAUCACUGAUAUUGAUCUCUACAGAAUGGAGCCAUGGGAUAUCGAAGAUAAAUGUAAAUUGGGAUAUGAAGAACAAAGUGAGUGGUAUUUUUUCAGCCACAAGGACAGGAAAUAUCCGACAGGAACUCGAACAAAUAGAGCGACAGGUUCUGGAUUCUGGAAGGCAACAGGAAGGGAUAAGGCAGUGUUAUCAAAGGAGAAGAUAAUAGGGAUGAGAAAGACACUUGUUUUCUAUAGAGGAAGGGCUCCUAAUGGUAGGAAAAGUGAUUGGAUCAUGCAUGAAUAUCGUCUACAAACUUCCCAACAUGGACCUCCUCAGGAAGAAGGAUGGGUCGUAUGCAGGGCAUUCAAGAAGCCAAGUCCAGCAAACAACAAUUAUGCUUAUAAUAACUAUAUGAGAGGAACCAACACAAGUUAUACUACUAGACCACCUCCCUCCCUUUCACAAAUGCCAACUACUACAAUGCAUUAUAAUAAUCCUCUCAAUGCAUUCAACCAAACAUCAAAUUUCAAUCAAUUCCCUUUUAAUCACCAUCAAGAUCUCAUUUCAAGCCAAAUUUGCUAUGAGAAUCAACUAGCAAUUGAACUUCCACAACUUGAUAGCCCCACCAUUUCAACAAGUUUGGCUACAAAAGAUCAUCAAGGCCAAAAUUCCGUGGCCAGCAACAAUGAAGAAGAGAAGAAUAGUUACGGAAAUAAUAGCCAAUUUUGUGAUGAGUGGAAUAUCGACGACAAGUUAUUUGCACCACAAGUCAUGAAUAUUGAGGCACCAUCUUCUUCUUAUUCUUUCCCUAAUUUUCCAUUAGUUAUCACUCGCGACGAUGAUCAAAAUCAUAUUAGCCAAUUGCUUCAGUGUUACCCUGAUUUAUAGCUUUAUAUGAGUAAUAGUUUUUGUACCUUUUUAAUUGAAACAAAAGAAGAAGAAGAAGAAGAAGAAGAAGAAGAAGAAGAAGAAGAAGAAGAAGAAGAAGAAGAAGAAGAAGAAGUUUGUGAAAUUUGAAGUAAAAAGCAGCUGAGUCUGAAGGAAAAGGUGGAACAUAUAUAUAGAAGAAAAUGUGGAAGGUGCAAGGCACGUUAAAAAAGUGGCCUUUGAGAAUUUUUAGUUGUUUAACUACCAAUUGACUGUAUUCAGAUAUUCUGCAACUGUGAAUUGAUGUUGUUUGUAUCUACUGAUCGGACAAGCUUAAAUUUUUGUCCUUUCAAUGUUGUUCUUUUUUCCUUAGAGUUUGCUUCAUUAUUAUGAUUUGGAUGUUUAUCUUUUGCUAAAGCUGAGAAAAACCAUACUCAGAUUAUAUAGUUGAGAUGCUUUCAUGCUAUGGUCACUCAUAGGUGAUUUAUUCA
Molecule: messenger RNA, 1629 nt
Organism: Lycium barbarum (goji berry)
Lineage: Eukaryota; Viridiplantae; Streptophyta; Magnoliopsida; Solanales; Solanaceae
Product: NAC domain-containing protein 30-like
Exons: 4
Coding region: 176-1159 (327 amino acids)
Biological process (GO): regulation of DNA-templated transcription
Molecular function (GO): DNA binding
Source: RefSeq, a predicted model, not a curated record